CUUUGUUUUACAGCUUUGCACAAUGGUUUGUGAGAAAUGUGAGAAGAAACUUGGUCGAGUUAUCACUCCUGAUACCUGGAAAGAUGGUGCAAGAAAUACAACAGAGAGUGGCGGACGGAAGAUCAACGAAAAUAAAAUGUUGACCUCAAAAAAGGCCAGGUUCGACCCCUAUGGGAAGUCAGGGUUUUCCACGUGCAGAAUAUGCAAAAGCUCUGUCCACCAGUUUGGGUCACACUACUGUCAGGGAUGUGCUUACAAGAAAGGGAUCUGUGCUAUGUGUGGCAAGAAGGUUCUGGACACCAAGAACUACAAACAGACCUCAGUGUGACUGACACAUUUGGAUAUAUCAAAUCUUUCAGAGAGUUUAGAGAGGGUUGUGUAGAAAAACUCCUCUUUAUACCAGACAGUUGAUUUAGUGGCCUAUCAGUUUCUGGUGGUGUUUGUGUUAUUGUUCAGCCCAGUAGUGCAGUUUUAUAUGACUGU
Molecule: messenger RNA, 483 nt
Organism: Ictalurus punctatus (channel catfish)
Lineage: Eukaryota; Metazoa; Chordata; Actinopteri; Siluriformes; Ictaluridae
Gene: cript
Product: cysteine-rich PDZ-binding protein
Biological process (GO): cytoplasmic microtubule organization
Cellular component (GO): dendrite
Molecular function (GO): microtubule binding; PDZ domain binding
Source: RefSeq, marked provisional